AAAUAAGACAUACAAAACUAACUCGUGAUCGUCAGCUUUCUCUCAACCUAUUUUGCGAGUUAGGCAGACCCAAAGGGUUACUAAGCACACGUUAGUUAACAUAGAGCUGAGAUUGAUUAGCUGCCGCAGCUAGUGCUAGCUGCAACAGGUAACCCAGGUGACGCAAGCUUUCUUAUGUUUAGAAACUAUGCAACGUCAUUGGCGGAAAAUAUGUGUUUUUAGGGACAGUUUUAUAAUUCCCGCACCGAUGUGUUGCCUUGAAAACAAGAGCUGACAACAGACUGCACCUUCACCAUGGAAGCAGAAGUUGAGUUUUUACGGGAUCAAGUCCACAGAUUAAAUUCUGCUCUCAGCCAGUAUCAGUAUGGGCACUGCACUCAAGCCACAGCAUCUCAGGUUGAGGAGGCGAGAUGGGUAGAGUCUCCUACACCCUGGAUCACAGACAGAAGUAUAAUGGGUCCUCUGUUAGAGGAGUAUGAUCGGCACAUGGAUGAAAUGACUCAACAGCUGCAGAGAUACCAGGCACUGAUGACAGAUGUCAAAGUAAAGUUGGAGAGUGUUGUCAAGGAGAAUGAAAGGUUGCAUGCAGAACUCAGGGAGUCUGUUGAGAAGCAGCUUCAUGCCCUGCUGAUGGCUUCAGGAGUGGAGGACAGCACAUUGGAGGAGGAAGCAGCUACUAGAAACCUCCAAGAACAACUCCAGCUAUGUGAACAGGAGCGGGUGCAGGCCAUGGAGCUGUGGCAGACAGCAGCCCAGGAGCUGGACCAUCUUCAGCAGAGCUACCACAAAAACAUCUCUGAUGUGCAGGUCCACAAUGCUCAGAGACAGCAACUUCAGAAUCAGCUCAUUCAGUUCCAGCAGCACAUACACAAACUUCAAGUGGCCAAUCAGAAACUGGAAUUGACUAACCAGCAGUUCCUGAAGACGGUGACGGAGCAGAGUACAGAGAUGGAGGAGCUACAAAACCAGCACAGGCAGGCCAAGGCUGACUUGAGGACAGCCACAGCCAAAGUGGGUGAGAUGACCAUCUUCUUGCAGAGUGUCCAAGACCAGAUGCAAAGACAGGAGGAAGAUGUGGCAGAGGCUCAGGGCCGAGAGGAUGCAGCAGACAGGCGACUUCAACAGCUUCUGGCAGCCUUGAGCCAGCUGGGGGCCAGACUAAAAGCUGCAUCUCAGGAAGCUGAGGCAGUUCGCAGAGAUCAAACUGUGUGGGAGAUAAAGGUGGGGGAACUCCAGACACAUUCUACCAACCUAGAAGAGGAGAAGUAUGAGGCCCUGGCUAAAGUCCGACAGAGUGUUCAGGUGGUUGAGGAGGCUGCUUUGCUGAAGGACCAGGUGACUGCUGCCCUGUUAAGAGAGAAACAGAAGACACAAGAGUUAGAGAAGACAAAGGAGGCAGUCAAACAGUUGAUCCAGGAUGCUGCAGUCCGCACCAGAAAUGAGGUGGAUACUGUGCGCAAGCAGUGCAACAUUCAAAUCCACCACAUGGCAGAGGAACUGUCUGCAUUGCAGCUGGAGUGUGCAGAUAAAGAAUCUCAGAUUGAAAAGUCCUUGCGAGAGAGAAAAUCUUUAGAGGAGGAGCUGGAGAAGGUGUAUAAGGAGGGCAGGGCAGAGCCAGAGUUCAGGAAGAUUGAUGCCCUUCACCAGAGGUGUCUAGAUGCAGAGAGGAUGAAGGAGGACAUAAGCCUCACCCUGCAAAGUGCACAGAACAAACUGAAAAAGAUGGCGAUGGACUACAGUGAAGAGCUGUCACGUUGCCAGGAGGAAGUGCAGCGGUUGCAGAGCUCUCUGGCUGCAGCUCGGGACAACUGUGUCAGGAUCAGCGAGGAGCGGUUCCAGCUGCAGCAGGAGAACUUACAGCUACGCAGAGAGAUGGAUGUGCUACGCAAGACCUCCCUGCUAGAUCAGAAGAAGGCCAAACAACAGCUGUCACAGAUGGAGCAGGAGUACUGCCUGAAGGAGCAGGGACUCUACACACGCAUGCACGAGCUGGACGAAAGCAGCCGGAGCUCCAAUGAUGAUCUGACGCGCCUCCUUACAGCACAACAGAAAAGUACUCAACGCUGGAAAGAAGAGGCCAAGAACCUUGUUCAGGUCUUCAACACUAAAAUCACAUGCCUCAAAGCAGAGCUGAAUCAGCAGAAGCAGCGUUCAUACGAGCUGGAGAUGCAGCUUGAAACUGACCAUAAUACUGUUUAUGAGUAUGAGAGGCAGCCAGCAGAUUAUCAAGAAAAGAUGAGUCACCUCCAGAGACCACUGACACAAGCUGAACAAAAGACACCUACUGCUACACAACAGCUAAAUAUGUUGGCGUCACAGCAAAGGAAAACUGCCUCGAUUGAUCCAAAGACUUUAUAACAGGGACUGUCACUGUGCUAUAAACAAAAUAAUGUAGCCAUGUUUGUUUAAAUCAUGUUGCCCUUUUCAUUAAUAUGAUAUAAACAAUUUGGCCCAAGGCAUAAGAUAACAACGGUGUUGUUAGUCUUUUUGUGAUUAAAUCGCAACAGUAAAGGUUUUUGGUGAAUUGUAUUUAUAAGGAUGAAAUGAUGUCUGAUGUGUGAUAUGUAAAAUAAACUGUUAUAUCUACAAAAUAAACACCUUCAACAUACAA
Messenger RNA from Epinephelus lanceolatus (giant grouper), 2611 nucleotides. Lineage: Eukaryota; Metazoa; Chordata; Actinopteri; Perciformes; Serranidae. The record is from RefSeq and is a predicted model, not a curated record.